Branchiostoma floridae (Florida lancelet) is the source of this 1500-nucleotide messenger RNA. RefSeq names its product kelch repeat and BTB domain-containing protein 7-like. NCBI's taxonomy places the organism in Eukaryota, Metazoa, Chordata, Leptocardii, Amphioxiformes, Branchiostomatidae. Bases 94 to 1059 code for a protein of 321 amino acids. Gene Ontology annotation, molecular function: protein binding. The transcript is spliced from 2 exons. The record is from RefSeq and is a predicted model, not a curated record.
ACGGCGGCCAUCUUGGAACACUCCUUGGUCAAGCAGGAUCGUGGGAGCUGUGAGGUCAUUAAGGACAUCUUAUUACAGAGAGAGAAUUUCAACAUGAAACCAAGGCUUGGGAUGACAACGGAAAUGGUUAUGCUAUCUGAUAUAGAGUCAGAAGACCUCCUGUACAUGAAUCCUCGGAAAGGGACGUACAUCACCUGCAGUUAUGACUACCUCCCAGCUUCCACGGGCAUGACAGUCACAACUGAUAACAACAUUUAUAUGCUGGAAAAUGAGGGGGAGGAUUACGAUAAUUUGGCAAUUUUUAAGUACAACCAUGCAGAGAAUAUGUGGGGGCAUGAUGGUAUGUCCGCAGUAUCUGAAUUCCCAAAUGAAGGCGCAGGAUUCCUUGUUGAAGUUGAUCGGAUUUUAUAUUACGUUUCUACUGAUCGCGGAGAAGACAUUGGAUUGGUACGGAUAAGAAAGUACAAUCGGCACGCGGACCAGUGGCAGGAGUGUUCACAGCUGCAACUUGACAUAGCAGUCGAUGAAAGCUUGGCGUUAUCCUGUGGUACACACCUCUAUUUUAUCAUGAGGUCAGUAAUGCAUUGCUACGACCCAAGCCAGAACUGUUGGUGCGAUUGCACCCCACCCAAUCUUACAGCUCGUUUCUCACAUUUCACAGCUGUUGCCAUAGGAACAGAGAUCUUCUGCACAGCUUUUCAAUUCACUCAGACUAUGGUGUACGACACACAGUCAGACUGCUGGCAGAAACUGCAAGGCUGGACAAACCCAGAAGCCCUUAGUGUCAGUCAUCUUCCCAGUCUUUUCGUACUGGAGAACCAGCUGCACAUAUUGUUGAAGGUCUAUGGCAAACACGGAACGUGCAACUAUCUGGUAUAUGUGUACGACAGGUCUGCUGAUGCCUGGAGAGACUUAAAGGCCACCCUGCCUAAUAAGGAGUAUUAUGCACCAGCUCCCAUGUGCCCUGUGGCACGUAUAUACGUACCAUAUCUUAAAGGGGCGCAAAAACACAUCACUUCUUACGCUUUUCAGGUUAAUUUGCAGGAUAAAAAUGCAUAGAAUACAGAGCAGUGCAGUCUUUUUCAUGACAUAAGGAUACCCAGACUACAGGACAGGGCUGUUUAAUGACAUUUUGUUUAGAUCUUGGGUUUUACUGAAUGCUGUACAUAGUGCAAUAGGUUUACUAGAUACUUUUGUACAAAUUUAACAGAGAAAAAUCCUUUUUUUUCUUAUAGAACUACUGAACUAAUGCUCCGUGUUUUAAUAUCUAACUUAAGUUUGUAUUAUUUUUACUUGAAUAGAAGACGUUUCACAAACUUCAAUCCUGUUAAAAUACCUGCUGCUGAAGAAGUUCUUUUAUGAAGUCUUUAUGACUUUAUCAUCAUCUUUUAUUCGUUUUCUAUUGAUUAAGCAAGUAAACCAAAAUUUAGCAUGUUUGUUGGUUUAAGGUUCAUACUUAUGUAAGAUACCCAAUUUUACAAUAAACCCAUUAUUAACUUC